Messenger RNA from Cynoglossus semilaevis (tongue sole), 3505 nucleotides. Its product is annotated as dystroglycan-like. NCBI's taxonomy places the organism in Eukaryota, Metazoa, Chordata, Actinopteri, Pleuronectiformes, Cynoglossidae. Gene Ontology annotation, biological process: muscle attachment; nerve development; morphogenesis of an epithelium. The coding region runs from base 365 to 3049 and encodes 894 amino acids. Gene Ontology annotation, molecular function: calcium ion binding; laminin binding. The record is from RefSeq and is a predicted model, not a curated record. The transcript is spliced from 4 exons. Gene Ontology annotation, cellular component: basement membrane; dystroglycan complex; dystrophin-associated glycoprotein complex.
GAAGAAGAAGAAGAAGAAGAGGAAGAAGAGGGGGAGGAGGAAGAGGAGGAAGAGGAGGAAGAGGAGUCCUGCUGCUCCUCUCUAGACCUGUGUCUACCAGCAGGACGGAGGAGCAGGAGGGUCGACGGUCGAACUUGUCACUACACCACAGCUACACCGGAGGAUCUGUCACUCUUCAUCCCGUGUGCGGUAGCGAGGACGUCGCGUGUGUUAAUGGACGUGUGUGCGGCGCCACUCAGCUAACGUUAGCCUUUUAACAAGCUCCUCGUCGUUGGCUGUAAAGAUUCCUCCGAGCGCUAAAAUUCAGCCAUGAACUAAGAGUUACUGCGGCACCUUCAACAGUACCUGGGACCGACCUCGGUGCAUGUGGCCUCUUCAGUUGUGCAGAGACGGCCGGCCUGCCCUCAGGCCCGCUGCUGGGACCAUGAACCCUGUGAGGAGCCGGACGGUCCUCCUGGUCUUUGGGCUCCUGGUGUCCGCGGCCCACGGCGCUGUGGCAGAGCAGCAGGAUCCCGUGGUGGAGAUGAUGCCUGUGGAGUUGGAGGCCUCCAUGCAGUCGUCUGUGCUCCAUCGGCUGCAGGCUUUGGUAGAGGACGGUCCACCAGCAGCUGACCCAGAAUCAUCCGUACACGACCAGGGAGCGUCAGCUGGUAUACCGGACUCCUCCGCGUUUGUGGGUCAGAUGUUCCAGUUGAAGGUUCCACCCGAGUCUGCCAGAGGGAACUGUAACGUCCAUCUCACUGAAAUGGGGAAGGAGAUUCUGCCCCCCUGGUUGUACCUGGACAAAGACAGCUGCACUCUGAGAGGAUUGGCCCUGGAGCAGGAUAAAGGUGUUCAUCACAUCCUGCUGACCACGGAGACCGUGACGGGCCGGACCGGCGGCCCGCUCUUUGAAAGGAAGAUCUUCUCUGUGGAAGUUUACCCUGAAGAAAGGGCGGAGCCUGAGCCCGGCCUGCUGUCUCUGCAGUCUGACCUGGGCGGUCCACACCUCCUGACCUGUGGCCCCGAGAAGGUCGUCACAGUCCUGACCGUCAUCCUGGAUGCUGACCUGACUAAGAUGGAUGCCCAACAGAGAGUGUCCUUGCUGCGCAACAUGACCAAGUUCUCGGGCGUCGCCCCGGAGCACAUGAAGGUGGUGCCUGUGGUCAACAACCGUCUCUUUGACAUGUCUGCCUUCAUGGCAGGACCAGGAAACGCCAAGAAGGUGGUAGAGAACGGAGCGCUGCUCUCAUGGAAACUGGGCUGUGCCCUGGACCAGGGCAGCAUCCCUGACCUCGGCAGUGUCCAGUCCUCGGCCAAAGACGGGACCAUGUCCUCCCGCCUGGGGUAUCCUGUGGUAGGCUGGCACAUUGUAAACAAAAAGCCCCAUGGAGUGAAACGGGUCAGGCGGCAGUUGAACAACACACCCACCCCAGUACCAUCCCUGCUCCCCCCAACCACCCACCCUGAGCCCCCUGUACGUGUUGUACCAACACCAACAUCGCCCGCAAUUUCUCCCGCCACUAAAAACACCACCCCUCCUGUGAGAGGCCCGUUGCCUCUUCCAGUCAAACCUACAAUGAGGGUCAGGGACCAGAUUGCUCAUACACCUGUUCUCGGGCCCCCCCAACCUACGAAGGUACUAGAAACUACCAGCGCUCUCCCAAUUCAGCCGACCAUGACCCGGCCCACGUUUGUAGAGGCCACUGCUGUGCCAACAAAACCAAGCACCACCAAGAGGCCCAAGUCCACAUCCACGCGAAGACCCAACAAGAAAAACAAAUCCACCACUCCGGCUCCUCGGGAACCCAAGUCUACGACGGUGAAGCCGCCCCGACGCACCAGUCCUCAGGCUUUGGCUCCGGACUCCAAUCAGAUUCCAGAGAUCCACAAUGCCAUUGAUCAGGUUACCACAUGGGUCGGCACCUACUUCGAAGUCAAGAUCCCACCUGACACAUUCUUUGACAGGGAGGACGGAACCACCGAUAAGCUGCGUCUGACUCUGAAGAAGACACCGAACGAGCCCGUGACCGAGACGUCCUGGAUCCAGUUCAACAGCACCAUCCAACUGCUGUACGGCCUUCCAGAGGAGCAGCACGAAGGGAAGCACGAGUACUUCAUGUUGGCCACCGAUAAGGGCGGGGGGAGCGUCAUGGACGCCUUCGAGGUCCAAGUCAACCGUCUGGCUGCUAGUGACAAACCUUCGGUUGUGUUUGCUGCUCGUUUCCAUGGUGACCCUAAAACUUUGACCAGCGAUGUCCACAAGAAGAUUCUCCUGACCAAAAAGUUGGCGUACGCUCUGGGCGAUCGUAACAGCAGCACGGUGACUCUGAAGAGCAUCACGAAAGGUUCCAUCGUGGUGGAAUGGACCAACAAUAGUCUCCCGCAGAGUCCCUGUCCCAAGGACCAGAUUAUGGCUCUGAGCAACAAGAUCUCUGACCCCCAGGGAACACCCAAGCCUGCCUUUGUCAAGACCAUGGAGCCAGAGUUCAGGCCCAUCAACGUCUCCAUCCGUGGUACCAAUAAAUGUCACAGUUACACCUUUGUGCCACCGGGGGAAGUUCCGGCGCCUGUUGUUCCUACAUCCACGACGAUGCCUGGCACCGGCCUGAGGAGCGGCGACGACGUCUACCUUCACACUGUCAUUCCUGCNNNGGUGGUGGCGGCUCUCCUGCUGAUAGCAGGGGUCUUCGCCAUGGUCUGCUACCGCAAGAAACGCAAGGGUAAGAUGACCAUCGAGGAGCAGGCCACGUUCAUCAAGAAGGGCGUCCCCAUUAUCUUUGCUGAUGAGAUGGACGACUCCAAGUCGCCGCCGUCGUCCAGCAUUCCUCUUAUCCUCCAAGAAGAAAAGCCCCCACUGCCCCCUCCAGAGUACCCCAACAUGGCCGGCCCCCACCGUAACCCGCUGAACCAGGACCUGCUGGAUGACUAUUCCGUUUACCAAGAUGACGACCCCAACGCUCCCCCUUACCAGCCCCCACCUCCGUUCACCGUCCCUAUGGAAGGAAAGGGUUCCCGGCCCAAGAACAUGACGGCGUACAGGUCUCCGCCCCCCUACGUGCCCCCCUAACGCCCACUGGAGCGUUCAGUUUGAAUGUGUGGAUGCUGGUUUGAAAACUGAGAUCAUCACUGCAGUGGUUUUAAUGUUGACCUUGUAGAAGAGCAGGCGACCAUGUUCAUAUAUUUGACCGUUAUGGAUACAAACUCUAGCACCCCCACUGGGCCACUGGUGGGAACGUUCUUUUCUUUGGUUUGUCCUAAAGACCUGCUUUGACUUUUUCUCACUUCUGUUCUUUCUUUGCCAACGAAGAGUCCUUUCAUCUUCACUGACAAACUAUUUCUAUUGUAUAGAAAAACAACCAGGAGGCUGGAGAGACUGAUGUCAUCACCACCACAGACUGGAGGCUCCGCCCACCAUCUGUCAUCCUGAUGAGUUCUGACCUGGGCUAGGUUUACUAAGAUUUUACGCCCUUUAUUUCUCGAGGGAACGACAUAAAAAAACCUGAAGCAUGAAAGAGUCCAGGAC